Molecule: messenger RNA, 465 nt
Organism: Mycotypha africana
Lineage: Eukaryota; Fungi; Mucoromycota; Mucoromycetes; Mucorales; Mycotyphaceae
Exons: 3
Coding region: 1-465 (154 amino acids)
Source: RefSeq, a predicted model, not a curated record
AUGCUUAUCCGGGUAAAAGAGCUAAUUAAUAAAGAAGCGUUUCGGUGGCUCAAACAUAGAAGAAUCCAAUACGGCAGUGUCAUCGAGUCACGAGUCACUCAGAUAGACGUACUGUCAUUUGAAAGGGCUCUAUUCGUCAAAGGCAGAAAUACAGGAUGGACGUGCGUUCAAGUCGAGCUUAGAGAAAAGAUGAUUACCAUCCUAUCGGUCUCGCGCAUCGAUGAUCAUCUCUAUGAAAACAAAGGUGCAAGUGACUUUGGAAGCUCCAGCCUCAGCCCUUUGAGCAGUUCUUCAAAUAAUGGCGUUUCUAUUCUCGAAAGGGACUUUUUUGCAAUUUUACAGAAACAUCAUGGAUGGCUGGUUUUGGUUUUUCUGGAACUAUCAUGUCUCUUUAGUGCGAACGGAGAUGCGCCCAUCCUUAUUUCUUUUCCUUUUUCCGUCCUGGAUGGUCUUCAUCGAAUAUAA